Molecule: messenger RNA, 8485 nt
Organism: Engraulis encrasicolus (European anchovy)
Lineage: Eukaryota; Metazoa; Chordata; Actinopteri; Clupeiformes; Engraulidae
Gene: prdm2b
Product: PR domain containing 2, with ZNF domain b
Exons: 13
Coding region: 105-6119 (2004 amino acids)
Biological process (GO): regulation of gene expression
Cellular component (GO): nucleus
Molecular function (GO): histone methyltransferase activity; protein binding
Source: RefSeq, a predicted model, not a curated record
CCCGCACGCGCAUCCGCCAUUUUCCGGGAGACUAGGAGCAGGUAGACCUCAAACCUCCCCCCCGUACCACUCCAAACACAGCAGGUGCAUGACCCCUGUCGUCCAUGGCCGUGCCGCUGGUGUCAGGGGGGCUCUCAGUCAGUGGGCGGGGCCCAGAGACUCUGGAGGAAGUCCCGCCCCAUAUAUGGAGAGGCCUCCCAGACAGCAUGACAUUGGCUCCCUCGGCAGUCAAUCAAAACCGCAUUGGUGUGUGGGCUAAUCGUGUGAUCCCCAGGGGGAAGCGUUUCGGGCCAUUCAUGGGAGACUUGAAGAAGAGAUCGCAAGUCACCAGCAACGUAUACAUGUGGGAGGUGUAUUUCCCAGCGCGUGGUUGGAUGUGUGUAGACGCCACAGACCCUCUGAAGGGAAACUGGCUGCGGUACGUCAAUUGGGCCCGAAACGCUGACGAGCAGAACCUCUUCCCCCUCGAGAUCAACCGGGCCAUACACUACAAGGUGCUCAAGCCAAUCUCGGCCGGGGAAGAGUUGCUUGUGUGGUACAAUGGGGAAGAGAACCCGGAGAUAGCAGCCGCGCUGAAGGAAGAAAGAGCAAGCACUCACAGCAAGAAACACUCUCCCAGGGCGAAAAAAGGCAGGAAGCGUCUCGCGGGGCGCGAGCGCCAGGCUGCAGCCGGACAGCAGGAUCCCGGCGCCGACACACACACUCGCACACACACCGACACACACCCCGAUAUGCGCGAGUCCCAAGAAGGGCUGAGUGAGGAGGGCUCCUCCGUCUCCUCGGUUACGGCCGGAGUGAAGGAUACACACCCCUCCAAAGACAUGCCCCCCUCCACCAUGGUUGCUAUGCAUCCCCCUCAGGCCGACGCCCAUCCCCCUCGGCCCCACCUCUCACAGGUGAACACGGUCACCCCGGCAACUAGCCCCCCCACACUCACCUCACAGGGGGAGGAGGAUGAGGAGGAGGAGGAGGGAGGAGGAGAGGGAGAGGGGGAGGAGGAGGGGAAAGAUGGAGAAGAGGAGGAGAUGGUAGAGGAGGAGCAGGGAGAGGAGGAAGAAGGAGGAGAGGAAGAACAGGAGGAGCUGGAGGAGGAAGAAGAAAUGGAGCAGAGCCCUGAGCUUCCUGAAGCUUCCAACGCCAGGUCACAUGACCAACUAGGCCCCUCCCCCUCCUUGACUUUGCCCCGCCCACCUGAACUCCCGGAGCCCCGCCCUUUACCCGAGGGCAACCAUGAAGAGGAUUCCCAUGACAACAACACGUACCCGUGUCCGCAGUGCGAACGUCACUUCAGCACCAAGCAAGGGUUGGAGCGCCACGCGCACAUACACACACAGACACACACACACACCACCCCCAUGGCCCCGAUCACACACACCAUCACGCACGCCAAUGCCCUGCCUCAGGACGGCGUGUGCUUCACCUGCCGGUACUGCGGGAAGGCGUUCGGGUCGCAGGUGGGCCGGCGCCGCCACGAGCGACGGCACGAGAGCUCGGCCAAGAAGCGGCCAGGGUCCCUCGCCGGAACCGCCACCCCAUUGGCCAACAGCGCCAGCAGCAGCCCUGCCCACCAAAUGCAACUCCACCCCGUUGUCAUGACGACGACUCAGAACCAGAACGGAGGCGCGUUCAGGCCUAUGGGAGGCGUCGGAGGAGGAGAGAUGGCGUUGAUGAUUUCAUCAGGCAAUGGCCACACCCCCAGCACCACGGCACAGCCCCUACAGCGCCCUCAUGUGUCAGAGGAGGGUAGUGACGCGGUUGCGCGAGAGCAGCACGUGUGCCAGUACUGCAACAAGGCAUUCGGCACGCACACCAACAUGCGGCGGCACCAGAGACGCAUCCACGAGCGUCAUCUGCUGGCGAGAGGAGGGGCGCGCAGCAGGGGCACGCUGCUGCCGGAGGCCGGACACAACAGCCACGCCCGGGCCAGUCGCGGACCAGACGACCCAACAGGUUCGUCUCCGUCGCGAGGGGAGAGUGGCAGUGCGUCGUCGGCGCGCGUCUACGUGGCUAGCGUAGAAUCGGAGGAGGAGGCGGAGAGGGAGGAGGCCCUGGCACACGUCUCCUCCAACAUCUCCGAGAACCUCGCGCUCUACAUCGACGGCAAGAUCACCCAGAGCGACACCGUGACCUCUGGCUGCGAGGUCAUAGAGGUCACUGCGGGGUCAGCGGCCGCCACCUUGCUGGGGCUCGACGCCCUCAUCAUCAGCCCCGAACAGCUCAGCCAGGCGCUGAAGGCCCAGCAACACACACACACGUUUGCACACACGCUUACACAGACACACUCACUCACAUCACCUUCCUCUUCCGCUGGCACGCAGCGCACACACACACACUCAAACACCCUGCAGGCGUCCGCGACGACGACGGUUAAGAGGCGCACCUCCACCCCCCCGCUGCUCCCCCAUGUGAAGAUGGAGACGGACUCCUCUUCCUCCUCCUCCUCCUCCUCCCUGCUGCUGGGCGGUGUGUGUGUGUCAGGAGAGGGGCUGAAGGAGCGGAGUGUGUACCUCUCUCCCAAAUUGAAGCAGCUCCUGCAGACGCAGACGCAUGAUGGCCACAAGAGUUCCGGUUCUGGAACCCUGUUGGUAGAUUCCGCCCACCCCCACUCGCGCCAGGCCCCUCCCCUCUCCCUCAGCCCGCUCCUUAGCGCCCCUAGUGGCCGCUUCAAACGCCGCACCUCAUCCCCACCCACACCCACCCACGACGCACAGAACACACACUCCCCUGAUGACCAGCGCACACACACACACUCACACACAACACACCCACACAUCGAGUCCCCGCCCCCCUUCCUGCUCAAGGUGCCCAAAGUAGAGGGCCAGAGAAGUGGGGGUGGCAGGCAGUGGGGGGUGUGUGCACGCGACGAUAGAGAGGCCGAGAGCAAGACCACACACACACACACCUCAUCACACACCCCGUCUCCUGGAGAGUGGCCCGUUUCUUCUCGCGGAGGCGGGGGUGUUUGUAACCAACUGCCCCUUGAUCUGUCCAGCAGUGUAGCCAAGCGCAGUAGCAGCAGCAGCAUGAGUAGCAGUAGCAGUAGCAGCAGCAGUAGUAGUAGUGGGGUGGUGAGAGCAGAGGGCGGGUCCGUACUGGACCUCAGUGUCAGCAGCCGCGAGACGCCCCCCAUCCCCAUUACCCCCACCGUCGCCCCCGUUACUGUGGAAGCAGACACCCGUAGCAACCAGCCCCCAGCCCCAGUGGCAGUGGUGGCGGGCCGCAAGAAGAAGCCCAACACCAGCAUGCUGGAGCGGGUUCUCAUGAGCGACUACACAGACGCCAACAACACUGCCGCCGCUGACGAUGACGCUGACGUUACUUCCUCUCCAGAUGAUGUCACUUCCGCCUCUGCUGACGUGACUUCCUGUCCGGCUGAUGUCAUUUCCACCUCUGCUGACAUCACUUCCUCCCCUGCUGAUGUCAAUUCCUCCUCUCCUGCCGAGUCCUUGCCGCCCUCGCUGACGCCCAUGACCCUUCACCCCUUAUCGCCCCCCUCCCCCCGUCGCCUGGCCUCCCCCACCCCUCCUCCUCCUCCACUCUCCUCCUCUCCCUCCCCUCCUCCUUCCCCUCCCCCCGUGCUCUCCCCGCACACACAUACACCACAGGACCAGGAGCCAUUGGCGAACACAGACGGUCACGCCGAGACAGAACCUGCCGUUAAAGUCACACACGCCGAAACAAGUUCUGAUGUCACACAGACAGGCGUCUCAGGUGACACAGAGCCACCUGCUGGUGACAUUGACACACUGCAGGGUGCUGACGAAAAAGAGGAACCAAGUGCUGCUUACCUGACCACCGGAACCGCCCCACUACCUUCGCUGCAGAACGGUUCCUCAGGAGAACCAGUCAAUGAGGAUGAGGAACUCCGGAAACCAGCCAAUGAUGAUGAAGAGGAACAACCCUCAGAGCCCGCUGGUCCACCAUGCAACGAGCUCAAAGGAGAACCACAGUCUGUUGCUACUACGGAGAAACGCACACCCACAAGACACACACCUUCUAGACACACACCCACGAAACACACACCUGUAAAACACACACCCACUAAACGAGCUGUCAAGCAGGAACCAGAACCCAUUGCCAACGGUGACAUGGGAUUGGACAUUUAUGAUAAGGAGGCGGGGUUGGACGUCCACAAGGGGGCGGAGGCGGACGUGGACGCCGCUGGGUCUGCAGACGUGGCGGAGGAGGAGUUUGAUGGUGAUGCCGAUGGCGAGUCGUUCUCCAAGAGCUUUGUGUGCAACGUGUGUGAGCAGCCCUUCGCCUCCAUCUCCGCUCUGAGCCGCCACAUCCGGACGCACGCACGCGAUUGGCCGCUGAAGUGCGAGUUCUGCGUGCAGCUAUUCACCACCAGGGCGGCUCUGUGGGAGCACCGCUCUGCGCUGCACGGCGUGGGGCGCAUCUACACCUGCUCGGCCUGCAGUAAGGAGUUCGCCUUCCUCUCCAACCUGCAACAGCACCAGCGCACCCUCCACCCCGACACGCCCUGCACAUUCACACACACACAUACCGCCAAGCUGCGCACACACAACUACACGGAUCCCGACCACACCCCUGAGGAGGAGGAGGAGCUGGAGGAGGAGGAGGAAGUGGAGGUGGCUGCGGAGGGCCAGCAGGAGAAGGAGGAGAGAAAGGAGAAACAGGAGGAGGAGGAUAGAGGAGAGCAGAUGGAUGUUGAGGGACUAGAGGCAUCAGGUGAGGACCCUCCUCCCGAGGACCCUACUGAAGAGCUCUACACCACCAUCAAGAUCAUGGCCUCCGAGGCGGGCAAACGCCGCGGUCCCGACGUGCGCCUUGGCCUCAACCAGCGCUACCCGAGCUUCAAGCCGCCGCCCUUCCCCUACCACAACCGCUCGCACGCCGCUGCUGCCACGGCAACCGCCGCCUCGGCGACCAGCUUCAGCACCCACAACAUCCCCAGCAGCUUCGCCACGGCGAUCCGCUGCACCAAGUGCGGACAGGGGUUCGACAAUAUGCCCGCGCUGCACACGCACAUCCUGGCCUGUGCCUCCGCCAGCGACCGCAAGCGCUACACGCCCAAGAAGAACCCCGUGCCCCUCAAACAUGCACACACACUCCACACACACAACAACAACAACGGCCUGGCUAGCCCGGCAACCAGCCCCAACCAAUCAGGUGUCGCUGGUGCCUCCCCCGGUCCCGCCUUCCGCAGGAUGGGCCAACCAAAGCGGCUGAACUUCGGGGGUGAGCCAGUUGCGGGCGGGCGUAUGAGCGUGCUCAGCAAGAAGAAGCAACAGCUGGUGCAGAAGGCGAUGCUGCAGAAGCAGAGGAGCGGCGCGGGGAGGAAGGCGAUAAAACAGGAGGAAACGGAGGAGGAGGAGGUCAAGCAGGAGGACUCUGCUGGCCCUGGAGAGGAGCAUGUGUGCCCUCACUGCUCUCGCUCGUUCACCUACCCAGCUAGUCUGACCAAACACGUGGCCAUGAGCUGCCCCCUCAAGCCCCCUGCCAAACGGGGCAGGAAACCCCUGUCGCCCCCGGCAACGACCCCAGACCCAUCCGCUCCCUUCCCCGCCCCCGAGAAGAGCAUGAGCCUGCGGAGACGUGGAGGGGAGGAGCUAAAACAGGAAGUGAAGCAGGAAGUGGACAUAUUAUCCCCUCCCCCUCCCCCGAGGCCACUGGGGAAGACACGCGCUCGCAGCUCCGGGCUCGCCGAGGCUGCCCAGGCACAACAGCCAAUCAAAACCGAGCCUCAGGCCCCACAACCAAUCAAGGGCCAAACUACUCCUAGCCAGCCAACCAGAGGUCGGCCUCCGCUCAAACGUCCCGCCCAGCAGCCUCCAACACUACCAGUCGCCACCGGCAACAAGAAGGGCAGGAAGAGUCUCCAAGCCACGCCUCCAAGCCUGAGCCCUGGCCAAUCAACAGCAGCAGUGGAGGAGGGAGACAAGCCAAUCAGCAAGGGGCAGAAGGGAGGUGCUAAGAAAAGCGUGGGGGAGAAAGCUACGCCCCCGCAGCCUCAGCAGGCCAAUAGGGGUGAGCGAUUCUCUCUGCGCACGCGAGCUGGGGGAGCAAUGACGCGCAGCCUUCAGCAAGCAGACGCCACACCAGAAGACCCCGCCCACCAGGAAGCGGCGGAUGCUACUGCCAAACUGUCCAGGUAGACACACACACUCACACACACACACACCCUCCCUGGCAGAGACACACUUUCGCGCCCUCCGUGGUGCUACAAGGGUCUUCAUUACGAAAGUGGGGGAGAGGACCUCAGAUGACCCUUCACCUUUGACCCUGCUCCAGUCCCGCUGCUCGCUACUGAGCAUGUGCAGGGAGAUCUGCUGAGAUUGGUGGACAGCUUCUGAGGCUCCAUCUUACUAAGGGCUCUUCUGCUUCGGAAGUCAGAGGAGGCAGACGCGGCCUCAUACGCAGACUUCAGAGGAGGCAUGCAGAGAACACAAACUCGCAUGCAGACUGCGCAGGAUUACAAGAGGACUGUAGACAUACGUACAGUACCACCAAAGACUUUCUCAGUAGAGUAAGAUGAUUCAAACAUCUUGACAUCACAUGGAUCCAGGAAGUGCACAGGCUUGCUGAAUCAUCUUACUCUACUCUACUGUCUUUGGUUCCACCUCCUGCUACAGGACUCUGUCUGUCCGCAGCCUCCAUCACCAGCUUAUGGACACUCGGCCUCACUCAAAGGAUUCUGGCUGCAGACAACAAUCGGUAAUGGGCAACCUGAAUUCACAAGCUAUAUCCCAGUGUCACAUAUUCCAUGGUUCAAUGGUUUUACCUGUACAAUUUUGCAAUCACAUGGUUUUUAAGGACAGGUAAAACCAGGCCAUCUUAAAUAGGCGGCACUGGGGCUCUAACUUAACACCAGCCAACCGGCCAAAUUUCAGUUUGGCUGGUAGAAAAGAACAACUUACUAGCCACUGUGGUUGGUGAUGAAAAAGUGAAUCUAGAGCCCUGCGCGACACUGGACUGUAGCGUCUGGAUCCAGGUUGCCCGUCACUAACACCAACCUCACACCUCUACAGGACUCACGCUGGCUACAGCCUCCAUCUGUAGCCUAGGAAGGACGCCUGCAGACGACAACCUCACUGUAAAGGACUGUAGAUAAUGACAAAUGAAAUCCGUCUGUGUAAAAGUGAUGAGGGGUGCCAUGGCUGAACGGGUAAUGUUGGGGCUGUUUAAAUGGUUAGCAUGGUUGGCUGUGCUAUUGCUAAUGCUAAUGUCAAUCAUUUAUUUACACGUUACUGCAGCUAGCCUGCUAGCCUGUUCCCCAUCUGGGGUGCAUUUCUGGACGACACCAUAUUUGCUACUUUGUUGUUUGCAAUGCAAUUUCCCAUUGCAACUACCCAAGUUAACUAACUGGCUAGCAACUACACUUUCGAGGAACAAACCCCUGGCUCGGGCCCUGAUUUAGUCUGGUUCUGGAUCUGAUUUAGUCUGGUUCUGGAUCUGAUUUAGUCUCGUUUGGGAUCUGAUUUAGUCUGGUUUUGGUGGUGGUCAGACUGACCUCCUCACUCGUCUUCCCUGCAUGAGAUCUAAUUCCUGUUUGACUCCUCUGAGCCUCUCUCUGCCUGCCCCACCCCUUCAUUAAGACCACCCGUUAAUGAAGAGUUGUUUCGUUAAGACCAUCCCUUAAUGAAGAGUUGUUUCGUUAAGAUCACCCCUUAAUUGUGGUCCGUUUUUGUUAAAACCAGCCCUUAAUAGAGUGUUGUUGUUUUCUUAAACCAGCCCUUAAUAGAGAGUCAUCUCGUUAAGACGACCUCGUUAAGGUCCGUUCCCCCUCCAUACUCGUUACCAGCUCCACUGCCCACUGGGAUGGUGAGUGUAUUUAAUUUAAUGUAUUGCCCUAUAGACAAUGAAAUAUCAACAAUCUCCUGUAAAGAGACAUUUUUAUGUAAACUUAUGACAUGUAUAAGCAAUCUGUUUGAGAUAGUUGGACCUGGAGGUCAGGACUAUGUGUGUGUGUAAGAGGUCGAGAGAGAGAGACGUGCGCGUCUGUGAGUGUGCGUCUGUGUGUGUGCAUGUGUGUGUUGUCCAUGGGGCCAUGCCAUGAUGUCUGGUGCUUACCUUUAGCAUGAUCACAAAGGGCUAACAUGCCUCUUAUGACAUCACAAAGGGCUUACAUGCCUCGGAUGACAUCACUUCCUCUUCCUGCCUCGUGUGAAGUUCUGGCCCCGCCCCCAGGAAGAAUACAGGAGAUGAAUGCUGUCAUAUAUUUUUGUUUGUUUGUUUUUCUGUUUGUUUUUUGUGACAAAAUGGAACUCGUUAAUUCUUUCAAUCUAAAGAUGGAAAUGUGAAAUCCAAACUAUGCCCCGUGUUGUCCAAAAGCACUUUAAUAAUGAUGAUGAUGAUGAUUGAUGGAACUGAUCUGAUAAAAAAAGCCAAGGGGAUGAACAGUUUAUUAUUAUUAUUCUAUGAAUUUGAAUGAAAUUUGGAAUUUGGUUUGAUCUUCUGUUUGUUUGUUUUUUUUAGUGCUAAUCUUUUUAGCAUCUCUCAAAUACACUAUAUCCUCCUAUAA